UAGUUGUUAUGACUACGAGGUCGUAAAUCCGCCAUGUUUUCAUUGCUCUAGCGUUGCGACAGAGACGGAGAACUCGAACCAUACGACAUGAAACUAGAAAAUAAUAAUACGGCAGAAACAGAGAACGGGCAAACGGAUCACGGCAACAUCAUCACUAUUGAAACCACGCUGGGAGACGAGGAUGAAGAUGUGCACAAAUGUGGACGCUGUCAGGAGGAAUUCUCCUUAUUGGAGGCCUUCAUACAGCAUAAGCUGCGUCGGAGCUGUCAGCGUACUCAAGAACAGGCGAAUAAGGAGAAUCAGAUUGCUGAUGACGGAAAUUCUCCAGCCACGCUAAAUGACAGUGGCAUGUUGUCUUCAGUCGAGCCUGACAGACCAGAGGAUCCCGACAAAGCCAUUGCUGAAGUUUCCCAGCAAGCAACAUCACAGGAUGUGGAGUCUAUCAAUCAAGGGGUCGAGGUGUCUGAAGGCCCAGAUGGCUCCAAACUUGUGUUAAGGGUGAAUGAUGAGGGACGCUUCGUCUGCCAGCUCUGUGAGAAAACCUUCAAAACGCCCAACAUUCUGAGGACACACAUGUCCACCCACAGUGAGAAGAAAGACUUCCAUUGUGACCUGUGUAGCACUUCUUUCAGAACCAAGGGCUCGCUGAUACGGCACAAUCGCCGGCACACAGAUGAGCGACCCUAUCGGUGCAAUCUCUGCGGCCUCUCCUUCAGAGAAUCGGGGGCCUUGACUCGACACAUGAAAUCCAUUACCCCGUGCACAGAGAAGAUCCGCUUCAGCCAGUGCAAGGAGAUCCUCGUUGGCAAGGAUGGCGUCCGGAAAGUAGAGUCUGUGGCGGAGCAGCAGUCUACCUCCAUCCUGCCCCAAAGGGAGGCUCAGCCAGUGCAGGAGGUCAGUGUGGUGGAGGAGACUCAGGAGCUCAUCCACAUUCAGAUGGUGCAGGAUCCAGGACAGGCCCAGCAGGAGGUUGUGCAGCCUGAGCCCGAGCCUGAGCCUGAGCCUGAGCCCACUGAAGAGAGCAACAACUUGAUCUGCCAGGCCAUUAUCAACUCGGGCAUCGCCCUGGAGGCGGACGCCAGCACCGAGACAGACGCGGAGGCGGUGCCAGGGCCCGUAGAGAGCCGGGCCGCCGGGUUGGCCCUGCAGACCCCCGAGACUGAAAGCCGCGUCCCCGACAUUCAGCUGUCCGAGGAGUGUGUAGAGAUGGAGGACGACACUGCGCUGAGCUCCGAGGACACUUCUGAGAGGGAGGGAGAGCCGGCGCCUCCAAAGCUCCACAAAUGUCCUCACUGCAAUCGGGUGUUCAAAGCUUUGAAUUACCUUCGUUUCCAUGUCAAAGGUCACCUGGGCUACAAGCCCUUUAAGUGCAUGGUGUGCCAGAAGGAGUUCCUGACGGGCUACCUGCUGAAGAAGCACAUGGAGGUGCACCUGAGCGAGCGGCGCUACAAGUGCGGCGAGUGCGGCAAGCUCUACAAGACCAUCGGGCACGUGCGCGAGCACAUGCGCGCCCACUCUGACGAGCGGCCCUACCACUGCAACCGCUGCGACAAGGCCUACAAGACCAAGAAUGCCUUGCAGGUCCACCAGAGGACGCACGGGCAGGACAAGCCGUACGUGUGCCCCCACUGCUCGCGUGGCUUCCGGGAGAAGGGCUCGCUGGUGCGCCACAUCCGCCACCACACCGGCGAGAAGCCCUUCAAGUGCCCCAAGUGCAGCCGCGGCUUCGCUGAGCAUGGCACGCUCAACCGGCACCUGCGCUCCAAAGGGGGCUGCCAUACAGGGCAGAGGGAGUCGGAGCAGGCGGUUGCAGUGGCGGUGAAGGAGCAGCAGGGGUCAGAAGAGAGCGUGGCAGCCAUCAUCAGCGAAGACCCCCACGCUGUGCUGGUGGAGUUCUCCUCUGUAGUGGCCGACACACAGGAGUACAUCGUCGGGGCGGCCGCAGAGGAGUCUGUGCAGACGGAGGAAGUGGCCUUGCUGCAGGACACUCAGAGUCAGAUGGGCAGCCAGAUCAUGAAGGUGGUGCAGCAGAUCGUGAGCCAGUCGCACCAGCGGGGCGGCGGCAGCUGCCAGAUCAUCGUGCGCAACGUGGUCGCCGGCGAGGACGACGUGUCCACCGCGACCGCCACCAUCUCCGACUCGGGCGACACCAUCACCAUCGCCACGCCCGAGAGCCUGACGGAGCAGGUGGCCCUCACGCUGGCCUCCGCCAUCGGCGACGGCACCCUCCUCACCGCCGCCGCCGCCCCGGAGACCACGGUCACCAUGGUGACGGAGGGCGAGGCCCAAGAGGUGGAGGUGAUGGAGCAGGAGCAGUUUGUCAUCGCCGCCAUCCCCGACGAGAUGGAGAUCCAGACCGUUGUGGUCUGAGGCGGAGAGCGGCCGACCCAGACAAGACUCUGAAUAGAUGAGCUUUGGACUCCUCCGCUUCGGUCACAACGGUGACUGAGCCAGACACGGGGUGUUCACCACAGGAUGCGAGUUCUACAUUUGAAAAACAAUGCAGUGCACAAAUUAAUGAGACUGACUUAAGUGGAAAAAAAAGGAACCCGUCAAUGACUUUGGCUCCUCUGCCUUCCCCUGCCUGAAGAACUACCCGUUUAUGUGUGCUUUUGAACAAAGCUUUUCACAUAUCGGUAGUUCAGUCCUAGUUAGUGAGCGGACUAGGAGGAUAUGUGAAUAACAAACACAGCUGCUGCAUAUUUAUUGGUUUCAUGCUUCAUGAAGAACUCUGUUGUCUUAAUCUGUUUUCUUUAGACCAUUGACUAUCCCAAGCCAGCCUACAGUGAUCGCCCAGACCUCACUGAUGAUGACAAAUCAGAGGUGAACAGUAGCCCAACUGAACAGUGUUGGUUUGAGUGUUUAAUGGCUGGGCCUUUUGUGCGUAGUCUUUACGUUUGUUUACAUGCUAAUGAAACAAGGCCAUUGUUACUUGCCAUUUGUUGUAUAAUUUGUCGCAGCACCAACAGGCUUGUUCUGGUACACGAUGUAUGUCUGUAUCACUGAUAAAGGCAGGUUUAAUCUUUAGAGAGGUCUUGACUAUUCCCAAUGGGACAUGUUAUGAGGGUAGUAACAUGUUAAUGUGCCAAUUUGCCAGGUGAAUCCUAAUAUGGGAGAAGUAGACUGAAGCUAGUUAGAAGGCUCCUGUCGGACACUUCAACUAUUGGUUACUGAGGUGCAGGAAAUGAAUGUCAGUAAAUGGUGGUGAUGUCUUAGUUGGGCCAUACAGCAUAUGGUGUCGUGGGCAGUAUUGCUAUGUUACGGAUAUGUUACUACCCGCCAGUUUGUGUUCAGUGGCUACAGAUGUGGAUCUAUUAGUAAUAUUUACUUACAGCUGUCCAGAUUGCAUUACCAUUUGGUUUAGUGCUUUUUAAAUGAGUAGCUGGACUGCUAUGGACAAAAUUGGUGCAUGUUUGGGAAAGGAAAGAUGGUGGCUUCAUUGUUUUACAUUAGUGGGCAUCCACGUUUAAGUCUGAACCUAAGAAUUUCUCAGUAUGUCAUUAAUUGUAGUUACAAUCCAAAGUCUCUGUAAGAGGCAUGCCAAAGUAGUCUCAUGACGUCACUUAAGCCUAGAUGUAUUUCCAUGAAACAUUAGUACCAAAUAUGCCCCCUCUCUGUCACUGCAGGAGAUCAUUACUGCAGGAGUUUCAUCAGGUCAUGCUGUCACUCAUCUGCUGAGGUCCUUGUUGAGAGGAUGUCAUUAAAGAUGUUUUUCAAA
This is a messenger RNA of Sardina pilchardus (European sardine), 3718 nucleotides long. RefSeq names its product E4F transcription factor 1 (gene e4f1). The record is from RefSeq and is a predicted model, not a curated record. The transcript has 14 exons. Gene Ontology annotation, cellular component: nucleoplasm. Gene Ontology annotation, biological process: regulation of transcription by RNA polymerase II. NCBI's taxonomy places the organism in Eukaryota, Metazoa, Chordata, Actinopteri, Clupeiformes, Clupeidae. Gene Ontology annotation, molecular function: DNA-binding transcription repressor activity, RNA polymerase II-specific; RNA polymerase II cis-regulatory region sequence-specific DNA binding. Bases 88 to 2370 code for a protein of 760 amino acids.